Messenger RNA from Helicoverpa armigera (cotton bollworm), 5275 nucleotides. RefSeq names its product guanine nucleotide-binding protein G(s) subunit alpha (gene Galphas). Gene Ontology annotation, molecular function: G-protein beta/gamma-subunit complex binding; GTPase activity; G protein-coupled receptor binding. The transcript has 11 exons. Bases 431 to 1570 code for a protein of 379 amino acids. NCBI's taxonomy places the organism in Eukaryota, Metazoa, Arthropoda, Insecta, Lepidoptera, Noctuidae. The record is from RefSeq and is a predicted model, not a curated record. Gene Ontology annotation, cellular component: heterotrimeric G-protein complex. Gene Ontology annotation, biological process: adenylate cyclase-activating dopamine receptor signaling pathway; sensory perception of chemical stimulus.
AUAAAACACCUUGCAAUAUCACAGGAGAAGACAUGUUGAUUUUUUUCUAUAGGUUCUGUGAAGCCGAUACGGAUCGCUGUCACUACUACAAAAUGUCUUUGUAGUUAUCAGGGUGUAGGUCAUAUAAUUGUAGUAAUAUUAACUAAUCCGUGCUAAUUUUCAUAUGUUAAACGUAUCGUAAAGAGAAAGAAGAGGAUCCACUCCGCCCGAAUCAGGGGUUGAGAUGCAACUAGUGUCAGUGCGGUCGAGAUAAUAGCAGUGCGUGUUGUGGUCGUGGUGACGUGAUGAUGCGGUCGCAGUGAGGGGGCAGAGCGACACCACGGCUUCGUCAGUGGCGGGCGGCGCGCGGGGAGCCGAGUCUCCUUCGCAGCCCAACCAAGACACGGUGGACAACGCCACUCCCACCUGCUGGUGGGCGGCGUGGUCGGCAAUGGGAUGCUUCGGCUCGCCGGGCGGCAAGAGCAGCGAAGACGACGCCAAGAAACAGAAACGCCGCAGCGAUGCCAUCACCAAGCAGCUGCAGAAGGAUAAACAGCUAUAUCGCGCCACGCACCGCCUCCUACUCCUGGGCGCGGGCGAGUCGGGCAAGUCCACCAUCGUCAAACAGAUGCGCAUCCUUCACGUGAACGGCUUCUCCGACAAGGAGCGCCGCGAGAAGAUCGAGGACAUCAAGAAGAAUAUACGCGACGCGAUACUUACAAUAACCGGCGCCAUGAGUACUCUGACGCCGCCCAUACCGCUCGAGAAGCCGGAGAAUAAGGCGCGCGUCGAUUAUAUACAGGACGUAGCGUCCCAGCCGGACUUCGACUACCCGAUGGAGUUCUACGAGCACACGGAGGCGCUGUGGCACGACCUCGGCGUGCAGCGCACCUACGAGCGCAGCAACGAGUACCAGCUCAUCGACUGCGCUAAGUAUUUCCUGGACCAGGUGCACAUAAUAAAGCAGCCGAACUACACGCCGACGGAGCAGGACAUCCUGCGCUGUCGAGUCCUCACCUCCGGCAUCUUCGAGACGCAGUUCGUCGUCGACAAAGUCAAUUUCCAUAUGUUCGACGUGGGCGGUCAGCGCGACGAGCGACGCAAGUGGAUCCAGUGCUUCAACGACGUGACGGCCAUCAUCUUCGUGACCGCCUGCUCGUCCUACAACAUGGUGCUGCGCGAGGACCCCACGCAGAACCGCCUCCGGGAGUCGCUCGACCUCUUCAAGAGCAUAUGGAACAACAGAUGGCUGCGCACGAUAUCGGUGAUCCUGUUCCUGAACAAGCAGGAUCUCCUCGCAGAGAAGGUGGUGGCGGGCAAGUCGCGGCUGGAGGAGUACUUCGCGGAGUUCGCGCGCUACAGCACGCCGCCCGACGCCGCGCCCGACGCCCGCGACCAUCCCGACGUCGCAAGGGCCAAGUACUUCAUACGGGACGAGUUCCUUCGUAUAAGCACGGCAAGCGGCGACGGCAAGCACUACUGCUACCCGCACUUCACGUGCGCCGUCGACACCGAGAACAUCAAGCGCGUGUUCAACGACUGCCGCGACAUCAUACAACGCAUGCACCUCCGGCAGUACGAGCUGCUCUAACCAUAGCACCACCCGCUAGGUAACCGUCCACUUACACUCACUCACUCACUCACUCACUACUGCUACCCGACACACCGAGAACAUCAAGCGCGUGUUCAACGACUGCCGCGACAUCAUACAACGCAUGCACCUCCGGCAGUACGAGCUGCUCUAACCAUAGCACCACCCGCUAGAUAAAGUAUGUGCGGUGCAGUAAAGGCCCGCGACUCGUAUGACCCGGUCAGCAAUACAUACUACACUACGUACGCCCUGACUCCCUGGUUUAUUUACCGCCCAACGAAAACGCUUCGUAACGAUAACUAUAUAUUUAUGACGAAAACAACUCAUAAAAAAAACCUGAUUCUGUAAAACAAAAUAACGAAAACUCUCGAAUUCUCUAUCAAAAACUCAAUCUCGAAUAAUUUCGCUUUGAUACGACAAAAUAUUUACCGAUUACCGAUUGUAAGAGUAUCGAUUACGAAGCGUUAAUCGUUAUACCGCGGCUAGUGAUGUUCCCAUGGUGUUUCCGAACGUCAGAGUUUGCGAUAAGCUGGCAACUUUAGUCGAUUUUAUGUGAGAAUUUACUAAAUAUGUUUAGUUAAGCACAUCGUGAAAUAGUUGGCUUUAGAUAAAUACCAUCUGUUUCUAUAGUAGCGAGUGAGAAGCUAUAUGCAAUGAAAUAUCAAAUUCUAUUCUAAAAAUCUUUUACACAUGACACUAUAGCAGGGAAGAUGAACCAAUGACUUCAUUGCUUGCAAACAUACAAUAAUUUGGGUAUGUCAUUAUUUAAAUCUACAUUGCGAUUAAAAUUAUGUUGUUUAUCGCUACUUUCAGCAUCCGGAUAAAAGCUAUCAAACAUAAUGUCUAAGAGUGCAUGUAAAUCGACAUAACUCUCAUCAAUUUGCCAUGGUAUCAUUGUUCACUUUUUCAAAAUAAUUGACCACGUAAGUCAAUCAAGACUCGUCAUACCUGCGCUAGUGUGAUUAGUUCACUAAAGUACGAUGGAUACAUAGUGGCAUUUGUUUAAAGUCCAUUUACUUAUCAUUUUUAGUAAGUUGUCACCUUAGUCGAUGUUGUAAACGCACAUCACUACGGUCCUUUUUCGAAAUUCGAACACCGCGUAGUGGUGUGACGUUGUCGGGUCUAUAGGGUUGUGACGUGUUUCGACUAAAUUCGACUGCUCGAUGAGGCGCGGAGUAUCGAAUAUUCGCCAGUUACGUUUAUAUAAUAUCGAUUAAUUUAGUCGAUCGGUCUCUUUACGAUAUAUUUUAUUCAGUUGACACAAACAAUGGUACUUAUAAGUUGUUCUUAAUUCUUAUUAUUAUAAUUAUUUGCUUCAAGAUUCUAUUAUAAAUUGAUAGUUGUUGAUUUUAAAAACAUUAUUUUUAAUUGUAACUUAUACAUUAAAUCAUGCGAUAUUCACUGUAAGUGCUGGGUUAGGACAGGAUGUGUAAUCGAUAACAUUUUAUUAAAUGUUUUAAUCGACUGAAAUCGUUUGGGAACGGAUAAUCGACUAAUCCUUACAUUACUUUGUGCAUUAUUCGAAACAUUGUGUUUAUAUUCGCCAAACAGACUUUUAGUGAUGUGAGCGUAAUUUUGGAUAUGUUUUAGUCGAUUUGAAGUUAGUGUGAAAGUCUAGAUUUAGUCUAGACUAGACUGGUUCGUGUGGAGGUGCGAGCGACCCGGGUGGGACGCGGCUGCGGCACGACAACGAUACGAUACCGACACGAUUCAUUUCAAUUAUAAAAUAAAAUAUAGUUUACCAACUAAUUUAAGUGAAUUAAUUAAGGAACAUUUCUUAAUACAAAUACGUAAUAAUAUGUUGAGUUACCACAGUUUUUUUUGUUAUUAUUGUCGGUAAAUAUUUGAUAGUCGUCCGCUCCGGUCCGCAGCUGUUUCAAACGGUUUUAUAUUAAGGAUCAUCGAAGUACUAGGUACGCCUUGAGGCUAGAUCAAUAGUAUUCACUUCACUUUCGAGUACACAACGUUUUUCUUUUAAGUUGGUUAAGCUUAACAUGGGAUAUUAGUCGGACUACGCACAUUUUUAAAAAUAGUAUCCCGCUUUUUUUUUGUUAUUUAACCUUCUUUGUCAUAUCAUAAACAAUAGAGGUUUGUUUAAUAGACGAAAAAUACUGGCCGUUUCUGACGUUUUGGCACAAAAAAGUUUUCGUUGUUGUCUAUAUGUAGUCCAACUUUACCCGCUAUUUACCGAGCGCAAUCAUUUUAUGCUCAAAUUAGGCCAAAUCGUUUAUUUUAUUUAUUUAAACAAUAAACCCUGAAUAUUUCAAUUGAAAUACAUUGAUUUUGUAGUAAAAUUAUACACUGAGUAUAGCCAUUUUUUUCUAGAUCAAAUUAAAAAGGAAUAUUUGAUAUGUCUGUAUAUUUUUGAUUACAGAACUUUUAUUUUAUUUUCUUUGGAGGAUAUUUUAGGGGUGGGCUCUUAUGUGUUAUUUUGAAUGAACAACGAUUAAAUAACAUAUUGUAACACUACUUCGAUUUUAUUGUUUGGUUACCAAAAUAGCUUAUGAAAUAUUUUUAUCAUUGUAUUGACAAAUUAUGAAGAAACUGACAAAAAAUGAGAUAGCCAAACUUCAAUUAUGAAAUAUAAGUUCGGUACUAUUAAAAUCACUAUGAAAUCAAGCGACCAUAUCUAACACAUGGGGGCACACCUUUAUUUAGUUUUUACACAAAUAUAGUUUAAAAGCGAUUUAUUUUUAAUUUUUAUCAAAUGUACGUCUUCCAAUAUCGUAUAGUUUUGUAAUAAUUAUUUCGUUUGCGUCUUAAUACGUUCGUUCAUAGCACAAUUUUUGACUAAAAUGUUAACAAUACAAGUGCUUUUGUAGAUUAAAAGUUAGUUUUUAAUUAUUAUUUCUUUGUAAUGUUGAGCUUUUAGGAAUUUAAGGUCCAAAGAUCCGACCGUAUGUAAUACGGCCGGCAGAAUAUCAAUAUCCUAGCAGUAUUUGAGUUAAAAAAAAUAUUUUCAAAGAUUAUUCUAUUUUUUUUUUUUUCGUUUAUAAGAUGGACACAAUUUUAGCCUUUAAGUACAAAGAAUACUAACCUCUCCUAACAUUAAUUUACUAAAUAGAAUUAUUAUUAUUAUUUAUGUUAUAUGAAAAAAUUAAAAUUGGUUUAUGUACUUACACGUCGUGCUAUUUUAAGAGAUAUUUUUAAAAUACAAAAUGAUCUAUUCUAUCGUUAUGAAUCUUAAUAUAUUUUUGAUUUAGUAAAUUGUUAUUUGCCGCUUAAGGUAUUGUUGGGCAACUGUUGGGCGACUGGAAAGUGGUCCAGUUUAAUGGCUGAAUGUGUAACGCCGACUAUCGCUCUGCACUCAUUCCACUGAAACAUUGUAAAAUAUUAAGCGAUUUUCAUAGUAGUUGCGAUAGAAUGUUGCCUGACUGUUGCCCGAUAUUUGACUACACCUCAACAUAUUGCUUGCUUUUAAGCACAGUAUGGAAUAUACCUUAAGCAGUAAAAUAAUAAAAUUGUUAAUAUAUAAUUUGUUAGAAAAUGGUCCUUAAUAUAAGAAAGUUAAGCUGGAGUUUGUGUUAUGUGCCAUAAUGUAGUGUUGCCAGCGGAAACACCAUAUCCUAUGUUACCAUACUAAAAAAACACUUAAUAAUUCCUUCCUUCGUAUUGUAUGUACAGUAACAAAAUUCGCUAUUUUUUGCUUUCUUAUUCGUAACACUAUCGUUAUUUUUUUUUAAAUAUAACUAUAUUGAAAUUGUA